UUGAAAAGCAAUGCUCUAGCGGUAUCUAUCACAGAAAAAGAGAAAAGAAGGAGGCGAUGGUGUAAGGAAUGGUAUAAAAUGAGAUAUCGAUUCACGCAUGAACAUUUGCAAAGAACUCUUCAAGCAACUGAGCCCGACGAUUAUAAAAAUUUUCUACGAAUGGACAACGAUUCUUUUGAAACGUUGGAGUUGAUUCGACCCAAUAUUGAAAAGCAAGAUACCAAUUUGCGACAAGCUAUUCCUGCCAGCCAAAGGCUUUCUAUAACUCUAAGGUAUUUGGUCACUGGUAUGGACUUGGAAGAUUUAAAGUUUAUGUGUGUUGUCGCUCCUCGUCAUUUGGAUUUAAUAAUACAGGAGACGUGUGAGGCUAUAAUUCGAAAGUUAAAAGAAAAUAUUCGGGUACCGAGAACGACCGAGGACUGGAAAAAAGUAGCCAAAGAGUUCGAGAGACGAUGGAACUUUCCCAACUGUAUAGGUACUGUUGAUGGCAAGCACGUCGAAAUAGAAAAACCUUCAAAUUCUGGAUCUUACUAUUUUAACUAUAAAAAGAUAUUUAGUAUUGUACUUAUGGCUAUUGUAAACGCCAAUUAUCAAUUUAUGAUGGUUGAUGUUGGUGCAAAUGGGCGGAUGUCAGAUGGUGGAACUUUGAAAAAUACAAAUUUUUGGCAAUUGUUUUCUGAAAGUGAAAACAAACUUAAUAUUCCGGAGCCAUGUGAGUUACUAGAAAGCGAUAAAAAGUUUCCGUUUGUACUGGUAGGUGACGAAGCUUUCCAACUGACUCCAAACUUCAUGAAGCCAUACAACAAAGCCGUCUUGACAGACGAAAGACGGAUUUUCAACUAUAGAUUGUCAAGAGCCAGGAGGGUGGUUGAAAAUGCUUUUGGCAUCCUGUCUUCGCGAUUCAAAAUAUUUAAAAAAGACAUUGGACUGCAUCCUGAUAAAACGCGAAAAGUUGUUUUGGCUGCCUGUCGCUUACACAACUAUUUGUGUGAAAAAAAUAAAAACAAAUAUAUUAAACCAGGAGAUAUUGACAUAGAAGAACCAAAUACCACAGUCACAAGAGGUGCGUGGAGACAAGGACACCAAUUGUUAAAUAUAGAGCGAGUACGAGGAAACUUGGCAAAUGAGGCAAAAAGAGUGAGAGAUGACUUUUGCGAGUACUUUAAUGGUAACGGUUCAGUCCCUUGGCAAAAUAAUUGCCUAAUUUAG
Molecule: messenger RNA, 1209 nt
Organism: Parnassius mnemosyne (clouded apollo)
Lineage: Eukaryota; Metazoa; Arthropoda; Insecta; Lepidoptera; Papilionidae
Source: the annotation of a GenBank genome assembly